GUGAUUUUAUCGACCAACAUCGCUGAGACGAGUGUGACUAUAGACGACGUGGUUUUUGUGGUGGACGGCGGCAAGUCCAAAGAGAAGUACUUUGAGCCGGCGAGGAACAUCUCGUCCAUGCGCGUGCAGUGGGCGUCCAAGGCCAGUGUCAAGCAGAGGCAGGGCAGAGCGGGGCGCGUGCGGCCGGGAAAAUGCUUCCGCCUCUUCACUCGCACGGUGUAUGAAGCCAUGGCUCCCAACUCAGUCCCUGAGAUGCAGCGAGUGCCCUCGAAGAAAUCUGCCUGCAGAUCAAACCGCUCCCCCUCGCAGCUGCCGUCACCUCCCAAACCUACUCCUCCACCCCUCCUCCUCUCCCUUCCUCCUCCAUCCCCUCCUCCUCCUCUGUCCAUCGCAGCACAAACAUCGGCCUCUUUCUCGCCAAGGCUCUCUCUCCCCCGGACCCCUUCGCAGUGCGCCACGCAAUCGAGAAUCUCCAGAGGCUAGGAGCUCUGGACGAAGACGAAGAGCUCACAGCCCUUGGAUCGACGCUCAGCCGGCUCGCUGUGCACCCUCGGAUCGGCAAGAUGCUCGUCUACGGCUCCCUCCUGCACUGUCUUUCUCCUCUCCUCUCUGUCGCUGCGGCUGCUUCCCUCUCCCGCGACCCGUUCCUCGCACCGAUCACCAACCGCAAUGCCGCCGAUGCUGCGCGCCGAGCCUUCGCGGCAGGUUCGGCAGCGGGGAGCGACCAUCUAGCGGUGGUGAUGGCCCAUGAGGGGUGGAUGAAGGCGAAUAUGGAAGGCCGGGCGAUGGGAUACUGCGAUGAGAACUUCCUGGCACCUUCCGGCAUGCGCCUGAUGCUGGGUCUGAAAUUGCAGAUUGAGCGAAUGUUAUGGGGGCUGGGCUGGCCCGCUUGGGGGAGUCCCUUGAUGCUGACCUGCCGCCUAAAACGCCUCAGGGGGUUACGUUGGGGCAUGGGAAGGAGUCUGAAAAUGGAAGAGGUAGGGGGUAGGGACGGUCUGGCAGUGGUGGUGGUAGCGAUGGUGCCGGCGGUGCUGGUGCUGGUGCUGGUGCUGGUGCUGGCGCUGGUGGUGGCGUGGUGUUGGCGGUGGCGCAUCUCCGCUUGCUGGUAGGCCUGACAUCCGCCAUGUGACUCGCAUCGAUGCUCGCUCCACCUCGACACAGGUGGUUGAUGCCAGGGGUGCUGGUGGCAGCAGGGACAGCUGGAGGGACAGGGAGGACAGGGGCUCUGAAAGGGACAGGGA
This is a messenger RNA of Closterium sp. NIES-67, 1241 nucleotides long. Lineage: Eukaryota; Viridiplantae; Streptophyta; Zygnematophyceae; Desmidiales; Closteriaceae. The record is from the annotation of a GenBank genome assembly.